AUGGAGCUUCAUACAAGAAAUGGGAAGAAAUAUGAGAUGCCUUGGGUUAUCAUGGGUGAUUUCAACUCCACAUUAUACAUCUAUGAAAGACAAAGAUAUUCCAUUAACCCUACUCAAUCCCAUCCCAUACUUGUUAACACUAUUACUUCUUUAGGCCUCAUGGAUAUACCAUUCUCAGGAUGCCCUUUCACAUGGUCAAACCAUAGAGAUCAACUGAAUCAAGUCAGAACUAGACUGGACAGAGCUGUUUUCCUUCCCAACUGGAUGAACCUUCAUCCAAAUACCACUUUAAAAAAUCUCAUACCCUUUGGCUCUGAUCAUGCUCCAAUUCUUCUAAUCACUAACCCACAAUCUGAAAAUCUGAGCAAACCUUACAGAUUUUAUGAACACUGGUUAACAAAUAAAACUUGUAAGGAAAAGAUUAAGAGAAGUUGGAGUAGUAAUGCUCAAGGAACUGAAGCUUUCAAAUGCACCAGCAAGGUCAGAUCUGUCAAGAAAGGACUCAAAGAGUGGAAAAUAAAGGAAUAUGGAGACACAGAUAGGAAGAUGAAGGAGGCUCAAGAACAAAUUCAACAGUGCUUGAACCAGCAAAUUAUAGACAAUCAAGAACAUCAAAGGCUCCAACAACAGCUGAAGAAUCUAUAUGAAAUUAAAAAUAGAAUAGCUUACCAACAGUCCAGAGAAAGCCCCAUCAAGUUUCAAGAUAGAAAUUCUAAAAGUUUUCAUGCUCAAGCUAAUUACAGAAGAAGGUGCAACCAAAUUGAUGCUCUCAAAAACAAGCAAGGGGAAUGGAAAGAAACUAGAGAAGAAAUUGCUGUCAUCCUCAAAGCACACUUCCAAGAGAUUGCUAAUUCUAACUUAAUUGAGGAUGAUCAUUAA
Messenger RNA from Papaver somniferum (opium poppy), 879 nucleotides. RefSeq lists its product as uncharacterized. The record is from RefSeq and is a predicted model, not a curated record. The transcript has a single exon. Lineage: Eukaryota; Viridiplantae; Streptophyta; Magnoliopsida; Ranunculales; Papaveraceae. The coding region runs from base 1 to 879 and encodes 292 amino acids.